This is a messenger RNA of Cyphellophora europaea CBS 101466, 2037 nucleotides long. RefSeq lists its product as uncharacterized. The transcript is spliced from 2 exons. Gene Ontology annotation, biological process: post-translational protein targeting to endoplasmic reticulum membrane; SRP-dependent cotranslational protein targeting to membrane. Gene Ontology annotation, molecular function: transmembrane protein transporter activity; RNA binding. Gene Ontology annotation, cellular component: Sec62/Sec63 complex. Lineage: Eukaryota; Fungi; Ascomycota; Eurotiomycetes; Chaetothyriales; Cyphellophoraceae. The record is from RefSeq and is a predicted model, not a curated record. The coding region runs from base 1 to 2037 and encodes 678 amino acids.
AUGUCGUCCGACUACAACUACGACGCCGAGGGGCAGUUCUUCCCCUUUUUCAUGUUGACAGUCGUCUCUGUCUUCACACUUCCUCUGACAUAUAAUGUCCUCAAAGCGUCAGAAGAACUCGAGCAAACCGGCCAGCGGGUCGAGUCCGAUUUCAAACCCAAAGAUGCCGACAUCAUCGACGCACAGCGUCGAAAACAGAAGCGCAAGGAGCGCAAGAUCAAGCGCAUCAUCGCCGUAGUCUUUGGCUGGGCCGCUAUGGCGUAUCUAGGCUGGCUGGUAUACAAUUCGGAGCAGACGAGGCCGCAACUGUGGGAUCCAUACGACAUUUUGGGGGUUUCGAGGAGUGCCUCCGAGAAGGAGAUCAACAGAUUCUACAAACGUCUCGGUAUCAAGCACCAUCCCGAUAAAGCCAAACCCGAUGAGAGCAAGAACGAGACUAUGCAGACCAUCAACGAUCGAUGGGUCGAAAUGACCAAGGCCUACAAGGCACUGACCGAUGAAGAGAUCCGCAAUAACUAUCUCAUGUACGGCAAUCCGGACGGAAAGCAAGGCACCAGCAUUGGCAUCGCAUUGCCGAAGUGGAUGGUCGAGGAAGGCAACCGGUACUUCGUUGUGGCUUUCUACGGUAUUCUUUUGGGCGUUGUUCUGCCAUACACGCUGGGCAGCUGGUGGUAUGGAACACAGGCACGCACCAAGGAGAAGAUCCUGCAUGCCAGCGCUGCCAAUUUAUUCCGUGAGUACAAAGAGGAUAUUGAAGAAGAGGGCGUUGUCAAUGCGUUGAGCGUGGGAGAGGAGUACAAAGAGACCAUUAAGUCAGAUGCUGGUGCAGCCAAGGUUGAGAGCAGGGUGCUGGCAAGCGGGGUCCUUUCGGAUGCUGCGAAAGCGCAGCUGAAAUCGCUCGACGAUCCUACGCAGCGGAAGACCGCUUGUUUAUUGUGGGCGUAUCUCGGCCGUCUCGAUCUUGGGGAUGCUGAGCUGGAAAAGGAAAAGUACUCUGUUGCGCCAACGGCGUUCUUGCUCAACAAUUCGCUGUCCUCGAUGACCUUACCCUUCCAGCAGCUCAAUCCUCUGCUAGCCACCUAUCACGCGGCUCAGAAUUUGAUGCAAGCCGUUCCUCCCAAUGGUUCGCCAAUACUCCAGCUACCGCAUUUCACGCAGGAAGUGGCACAGAAGAUCACCGGGACCCAGUCGAAAUCGCCGCUCAACAUUCACAAACUCAUGGCAUUGCCCCCUUCCAUUCGCCGGAGCCUUUGCUCGGCUCUUUCUGACUCUCAGUACGACCAGGCCAUGAAGGUGGCUUCGCAGAUCCCUUACCUUAAAUUGGAGAAGGCCUUUUUCAAGGUCAUAGGUGACAGGGUUGUCACUCCCAGCUCCCUGGUGCAACUUAUUGUCAAAGCGCGUGUGAUCCCUCCGGGUACCCCCGAGAAGGACAUCCCGGCAGUCAAGCCAGCAGACCUAGAGGACAAAGAUCCUGAGGAGGGUGACGUUGAUGCGAUUAAGGGUCGCAAGAAGGAGAAGGACAUACAACCACCUCUUGCUUACGGUCCGUAUUUUGCGGCAGAUCACGCUCCCCGGUGGCACGUCUUCCUGGCCGAUCAACGCGCUGGUCGCAUCGCAGUUCCCCCUUUCACAUUCACCGCUUUCGACAAAGCGCCGUUCAACGCCGAUGGGUCGCCAACGUUCAACAUGAUCACCUUCAGGUGCCAGUUCCAGGCACCGCCCCAGGUGGCAGGAUUCCCCUUCACAAUGCAUCUAGUUUGCGACAGCUACAUUGGUCUGGACUCGAAAACAGAUAUUGUGCUAGAUGUACGAGCCGUGAGUGAAGCGGAUGUGGUGGAGAGCGACGAUGAGAUCAGCGAGCCCGAGGAGGACAGUCUAGCAGGCCAACUCCAGGCGAUGAAAGGAGGUCAAUCUCAGCCGCAAAAGCGCAAGCUCAAGAAGAUUCAGGCUGUGGAAAGCAGUGACGAUGAAAGCGAUACCGAUGGCGACGAGAGUGAUACGAGCGCCACGGACACGGAGACCGAGGACGAGAGCUAG